UUCUUUCCCCCGUCUGCGAAAAUCGCUCUCUUCCACCGGUUCAGAGUCUCCAGCGCAACCAUGGACCAAGAGCCGGUCAAGCGGCCACCUCCCAGCGCCAUCCCACGCCUAUCCAGACUUCCGUUGCCAACAGCCGCCGCGCCUAAGCUAGUACGGCCAUCUCCAUCUAGAGAGCGACUCCAGGCAGACCAAGGGCUUAAUGUUUCGAGACUCCGCAGACCGUCUGAAGAUGUGUUCAAAAAGCCACAUCUUCCCCCUCCCUCGUCCCGCAAAGUAUCCGACAACUUCUAUGCCCAACGGAGAUCCUCCCAGUAUGGCCAUUCGAUCAGAACUGCUGCGUCAGCGGAAAGCCUUGCAUCCAAAAGAGAUUCCGAGCUCUACCUUACCGAGACAGGGCCUUCCCUGGAGGAGCGAACGAUCGAGACUCUGUCGCAGAUCCCAUCUUCGCCCUCUCCCAGCAGGAGGCAGUCCGGAUUCUUUAGACCGUCUAGUCCGAUGCGCUCAGCAUCCCGGCCCACCUCCGAGAUCAGCCAGCACCCUGUCGCGCAAAUUACAUCUCCCACAAAGCAGUUCAGGCCUCGAGCAUCCCUGUCCACGGACCCUUCUCGCCCAAAGCCUCGUGCGGCAUCGAGUGCCCCUUCUUCGAGAAAGGCUAGUGAGAACAGCCGUAAAGAAGACCCCUCGGUGCCUUUGCCAAAGCAGGAUGUCGUUUCUCCACGUAUGCCUCCCAACGGUGAGAAGAGAAACGCGGUUCUUCGAAGCUCUAAAUCACGCCAAUCUCUAGCCCAGACUUAUUCCGAGACGAAUGGAUCUGCUCCAGCAAAAGACACCCCAAAGUCAAAACAACCCAAGCCCCGCAAGCCGUCCUCUACCCUCUCGUCCAACAUCACUUCUCCGACAUCUAGCGUCUCCAAAACAUCGCAAAGGACCUCCGUCACCUCUGAGAGCAAUUGCUCCGAGCCUCCCAGCAAGGUUCGAGAAGCUAAAAAAGCAUCCAAGUCCUCAAGUGCUUUGAGGGAAAGCAUUGCAAAGGCAAAAGCGGCUCGCAAGGCUGCAAGGCAGAGUAAUGCAAACGAUGCUUUUGCUGACCCGUUUAACAGUAUCUCGAUGAAAGAUCCUUUCAAUCAGCUGCAGAACGAAGCAUCCGACAAGGCACUCCUCAAGAGCAGAACGAGAGCUGCACGUAAAUCCGGCCACCUGAACAUUGCUGCUUUAGGCUUAAAGGAGAUCCCUCAUGAGGUCAUGACAAUGUAUGAUUAUGACCCUGAAAGUACCGAUGAUUGGUAUGAGGCCGUGGAUCUGGUCAAGUUUAUAGCUGCCGAUAACGAAUUUGAGUCUCUCUCCGAAGAUGCUUUUCCUGACGUUGAUGUGACUUCUUUGCAGAUGGACGAAGGCUGCAAAGGAAAUCAGUUUGGAGGGCUGGAGGCAUUGGAUCUUCACGGGAACCUUCUUGCCAGCCUCCCAAUAGGCUUAAGAAGACUGCAGCGGCUUCGCUCUCUUAAUUUGGCAAAGAACCGGCUGAACAUGGAUGCUAUUGAAGUGAUCACUCAGAUUGGAAAUCUGACCGAGUUACGGCUAGGGAACAAUGACCUUGACGGCAUGUUUACACCUCAACUUGGGUCACUUCAGAAGCUAGAAGUAUUAGAUCUUCGGGGUAAUGCAUUGACCGGACUUCCUGACAAUUUGUCUGAUUUGACGGGUCUGCGAGUUCUAAACGUUGCGGAGAAUCAGUUGACAUCCCUGCCUUUCAGCGCUUUGUCCAAACUUCCUCUGGUUGAGAUCAAUGCCCAGAAAAACCGCCUGCAAGGGUGUCUCAUUCCUGCGUCUAUUCGUCGAAUUGAGGGACUUCAGAUACUAAACGUGUCCGGUAAUUCGCUGGAAGGCCUUUCUGCGGGAGAUGUUUUAGAGCUUCCAAGCCUACAGCAGUUGUUCGCGGACGCAAAUCGUAUCAAAGCACUGCCCAACGUCUCCUCGUGGAUGUCUCUUCUUUCCCUGAUCAUUGAGGACAAUGACUUGUGUGAAAUCCCGGAGGGGCUUUCUGAACUGACUAAUCUAAAGCAUGCUGACUUCAAAGGAAAUAGCAUCACUACCCUUAAUGACAGAAUUGGGUUAAUGGAAAAUCUGAUGACAUUUCACAUUGGAAACAACCCUCUUCGGGAGCGGAAAUUCCUCUCUAUGGAUACGGAGAACCUCAAGCGAGAACUUUGCACCAGAUGCGCCCCUGAAGUACAGGAGGGUGAAGACGGGGAAGAGUCGGAUCACACUGAAUUCACUUUGGCACCAGAAAGGCCAGAAACAUCGCAUGGAUGGCGAGUGAAAUCUGGCGGAGUUCUGGAUCGCUCCUCUACGGACCUCUCCCGUUUGGAGGUCGAAGACUUGGAACCUCUCGUCUCCAGCUCCGACAUUCGUUGUCUCUAUCUUAAGCAUAAUCGAUUCGACAGACUGCCUCUUUCAGCAAUAUCCUUUCUUUCUCAUUCGCUGACUGACCUCGAUCUUUCACAUAAUCCGAUGAAUGGCGAGGACUUAUUCACGAGCCCCAUUGCUCUGCCGCAUCUCCAGAAUCUUACCCUAGCCGCUACCGGACUGACUUCCUUUGAGCCUCUUCAAUCCUUCCUCUCUGCGCCUUCUCUUAUGUUCUUAGACGUUUCCAAUAAUCGAUUGCGCGGUGCUCUUCCAACUUUGCGCUCUACAUAUCCAAAGCUAAUCACAUUCUUGGCAUCUGAGAACCAAAUAAACUCCCUAUCCUUCGAAGCCGUUGAGGGGCUCCAGGCUCUCGAUGUCAGCAAUAACAAUAUAGACUUCUUACCUCCUCGACUUGGACUCCUUGGUGUUGAAGAGUCCGGUGGCUUGAGGAGACUGGACGUUUCCGGGAACAGUUUCCGCGUUCCCAAAUGGCAGAUUGUGGCCAAAGGGACUGAAGCGGUUUUAGAUUGGCUGAAGAACCGCCUUACGCCAGAGGAAUUGAGGGAAUGGCAAGGUGAUACUGCCAAUAUGUGAUUUUUGAUAUGGUCCAAUAUCCCACUCUUGCGGAUCUAUUAUUAUUAUUCUUCUUUUCGUCCCCUAAUACUGUCUUAUCUACCGAAGAUUCUGUAUCUUAUGUAUUAUUUAGAUCUUUUUUCUAUCUAGUUACUAUCCGGGAAUAUUG
Coccidioides posadasii C735 delta SOWgp is the source of this 3145-nucleotide messenger RNA. RefSeq lists its product as uncharacterized. NCBI's taxonomy places the organism in Eukaryota, Fungi, Ascomycota, Eurotiomycetes, Onygenales, Onygenaceae. Gene Ontology annotation, molecular function: protein binding. The record is from RefSeq and is a predicted model, not a curated record.